AUGGCUGAAGCUGGUCGCUACGCCAGGGAAGGGUUAUCACUCUUCAAAGAAGGAACUUACCAACCCUCGAGACGCCCGGUCUUUAUUUUGUUCAAGGUCAAAGGCUUGCUAGUUCACCGGCUUACCAACAGCUUGUUGGCUAAUUCGGCCGAUGAGGAUGGUGCGCUUGGUGUGGUCUGUGACAAUGUUGAUCCUAGAUGCGACUAUGGCAGCAGUGAUGUGGCAUUGAAUCUACCCAGGCUGUCCAAAUUAGCCGGGGGAGGUCGGCGAGGAAGCCGAGCGGUUGAUUGGACUCCUGAACGAGGUAAUUGUCCGUGCGGGAAGCGGGUUGAUGCGGAUGAUUUGGGGGGUGACUUGGGGGGGCUCCCAAAGAGGCAACGUGUUUUGGCGGGGAGGAGAAUUCGGAGGAAUGUCUGCCGCCUGACAUCAUCAUCUUCUGCUCGCGGUCUUGCACUGUCUGCUGAAGGAGGACACGACUCCAUUCAGUAUCUGGAAGCAAUAUGGCCAUGGGCAAUACCAAGCACCUUCAAUUCUCGGGAAAUAGAUGAUGUGCCUGUCCAUUGUUUCUCGGGUCGUGGUCGGAAUUAA
Messenger RNA from Aspergillus niger, 588 nucleotides. RefSeq lists its product as hypothetical. NCBI's taxonomy places the organism in Eukaryota, Fungi, Ascomycota, Eurotiomycetes, Eurotiales, Aspergillaceae. The record is from RefSeq and is a predicted model, not a curated record. The transcript is spliced from 5 exons. The coding region runs from base 1 to 588 and encodes 195 amino acids.